ACGGAAGCCACCGUGGGUCAAAAAACACCGGAGCAAAACACCCUGCAAGCAGGGACUGAGGACUCAUAGUUAGAGGCGGCAGAGCUAUGGAAGACGACGCGCCGGUGAUUUAUGGGCUGGAGUUCCAGGCACGUGCUUUGACACCUCAGACAGCAGAGACGGAUGCAAUACGAUUUUUGGUUGGGACGCAGUCUCUGAAAUAUGAUAACCAGAUUCACAUCAUAGAUUUUGAUGAUGAAAAUAACAUUAUAAACAAAAAUGUUCUCCUCCAUCAAGUGGGUGAAAUUUGGCAAAUCAGUGCCAGUCCUGCAGAUAAAGGUGUGCUGGCAACCUGCUACAAUAGAACUUCAGACAGUAAAGUCAUGACAUGUGCGGCUGUUUGGAGGAUGCCGAAGGAAUUGGAAUCAGGCAGUCAUGAAUCCCCUGAUGAUUCAUCAAGCAACACUCAAACCCUGGAGCUACUCUGUCACCUUGACAACACAGCCCGUGGCAAUAUGGCCUGUGUUAUGUGGGAGCCAAUGGGAGAUGGUAAAAAGCUUAUUUCACUGGCUGAUAAUCACUUAUUAUUGUGGGAUUUGCAAGAAAGCUCAAGCAAGGCAGUGCUCUCUAAUUCUGCUGCAUUGGAAGGGAAAGGGCAGUUAAAAUUUACUUCUGGACGAUGGAGCCCACAUCACAAUUGCACACAAGUUGCAACAGCCAAUGACACUACUAUUCGAGGAUGGGAUACACGAAGCAUGAGACAGAUAUAUUGCAUAGAAAAUGCACAUGGACAGCUGGUACGGGACCUAGAUUUUAAUCCCAAUAAACAGUACUACCUGGCUAGUUGUGGCGAUGACUGCAAGGUGAAAUUCUGGGACACUAGGAACAUCAAUGAGCCAGUGAAGACACUAGAGGAGCAUUCCCACUGGGUAUGGAAUGUCCGCUACAAUCAUUCUCAUGAUCAGUUAGUCCUUACUGGCAGCAGUGAUAGCAGAGUCAUAUUGUCUAACAUGGUAUCAAUUUCUUCCGAACCCUUUGGACACCUGGUAGAUGAUGAUGAACUUAGCGACCAAGAGGACCACCAUCAGGAAGAGAAGACUAAAGAGCCCCUUCAAGACAGCAUAAUAGCUACUUACGAAGAACAUGAAGACAGUGUAUAUGCGGUGGAAUGGUCCUCAGCAGACCCAUGGCUGUUUGCCUCUUUAAGUUAUGAUGGGAGACUUGUUAUUAACAGAGUACCCAGAACACUUAAAUAUCAUAUAUUGUUAUAAUUUGUGUGGAUUAUCGUUAAUUAUUAAUUUGGCAUUCCUUUCAAAAGGUUUGACAUUUGUUGUUGAUUGUUCAGUUUUAGGAGUUUAGUACUCUUUGUUUGAAAGUGAACAUUUACAUUUUUUUUUUUUUUUUUAAUGUUUGGAAUAGCGGUGAUAUAUUUUCCUCAAGUUGUGCUACUGUUUUUUUUUUUAAAUAUAAUAAGUUUAAUAAGGAAAUUGUGAACAGUUGAUUGUUAUUAAAAGAUAUUGUUUUUGAUGCAUGGAGCUUUCUAUACCAUUGCUUUAUUUCAGUCUUACACCUGAUUUCAGUGGAGUUUCUCUUGAACCCACAUAACUGGACUGAAGAACCAGUGCAUAAGGCCAAAGGGGUCUGUUUAUUUAUAAGAAUGUUUAAACUUUCUUCUUUUUUACAUAAGCAGCCUUGUAUUCUUAACUUGGACCACAUUCUGUUAACUAUUCUGGCUGAUUCUUUAACGAUCAUAAAUACAGCUGGGAGAGGUCUAAAAAGCUUUCUGAAUUUAUUCCAUUUUAAACCAUUCUUCUUCCUUCUCUAUGUAUCCUACCAAAAAUGUUAAGGCUGAGGGUGAAGUCAUGCAGACAGCUACAAUCUAUUACUUCCUUUUCAUUCAGAUUGCUAGUACAAAAAGCCCUAUGAAAAAUAUUUUGCAGAUGAAUCCAAUAGAAACGUGAACAGCGUACCACACUGUAACUUGUUAAUUAAAUAUACUGUUAUAUAAUAUUUUUGUGUUGCAUGUUAUGAGUGAUGAUUUUGCUUUUUAUCAAGAGCUAUGAUGUAUGUUCUUCUGUAAAACAUCACAGUAUAUACGUAUAAGCCGACUGUCUUGUUUUUUGUACCGAGAGUCAUAGCAACUAUGCCAUUGUUAACUUGAAAGUCUUCCAUGACUACAACUCUGUCAGUUGUAUUUGUCUCAGUGUUAAUCCCCUGUAUGUAUACAUGAUGUAACAGGCUUUUGCCAAAUCCCCAUGACAUUUUGGCACCAGGAGGAGGUAGCACUAUCAUUGGCCUGUUACAAAUAUUGAAGAUUGCUUCAUGGGAACAUCUAUCUGAGUGCAUAAGACAUUUGAAAUCUAGAUGGUGAGCACGUAAAGUAAGACUAUACCUAUUGACCCCCUCAAAUAGCUAUUAUACUGUUCACUUGGCUACCUGCUGUAUUUAGGUACUUAGACCAGGACUUAGAAGUUUUUUAUGCCCCUCUCUGCCUCCAGGUGCUUUUGUUUCUGGCUAACUUCUGUACCUCAGGGAUGUAGGAAACUGCUUUGGUGAUGGUAA
Molecule: messenger RNA, 2541 nt
Organism: Alligator sinensis (Chinese alligator)
Lineage: Eukaryota; Metazoa; Chordata; Crocodylia; Alligatoridae
Gene: EIPR1
Product: EARP complex and GARP complex interacting protein 1
Exons: 9
Coding region: 87-1250 (387 amino acids)
Biological process (GO): protein ubiquitination
Molecular function (GO): protein binding
Source: RefSeq, a predicted model, not a curated record